CGAGACAGUUUCGGACCCGGAGCCAGCCUAGCUCUGGAUGCUGGGCCUGGCUUCCCGGCGUUCUCUGCGCCCUCGAGCCGAGUGCGCCCCGCAUUGAUGGGGAGAGUUGUAUUACGCAGGAGUACCGUAGCGUCCUCUCGGAGCAGGUGGAUGAUGGGACCCUGAGUGUGAGGUCAUCCCACUUGAGUACCUUUGAAGAUUACAGGGUAUUUCCCUGAGGUUUAUAUCAUUCCUUGAUUGCUGCUUCUUGAAGUAUUGUAACAGGAUGUCUGCACAGUCAGGGGAAGAAGAUUCAAUACUGAUCAUCCCAAACCCAGAUGAGGAAGAAAAGAUUCUGAGAGUAAAGCUGGAGGAGGAUCCUGAUGGCGAAGAGGGAUCGAGCAUUUCCUGGAACCAUCUCCCUGAUCCAGAGGUCUUCCGGCAGCGAUUCAGACAAUUUGGAUACCAGGAUUCACCUGGGCCCCGUGAGGCUGUGAGCCAGCUCCGAGAACUGUGCCGGUUGUGGCUCAGACCAGAGACACACACAAAGGAACAAAUCCUGGAGCUGGUAGUGCUGGAGCAGUUUGUUGCCAUCCUACCUAAGGAGCUGCAGACUUGGGUUCGAGAGCAUCACCCAGAGAAUGGAGAGGAGGCAGUGACCGUAUUAGAGGACUUGGAAAGUGAACUGGAUGACCCUGGACAGCCGGUUUCUCUCCAUCGCCGGAAACGAGAAGUACUGGUGGAGGAGAUUGUAUCUCAGGACGAGGCUCAGGGACUGCCAGGUUCUGAGCUUGACGCUGUGGAGAACCAGCUCAAGUGGGCGUCCUGGGAGCUCCACUCUCUGAGACACUGUGAUGAUGAUGCUAGGACUGAAAAUGGAGCGCUAGCUCCAAAGCAGGAAAUUCCUCCGGCAGCAGAAUCUCAUGAAGUUCCUGGAGCUCUAAAUAUAGGUGUUCCUCAGAUUUUUAAAUAUGGAGAAACCUGUUUUCCCAAGGGCAGGUUUGAAAGAAAGAGAAAUCCCUCUCGAAAGAAACAACAUAUAUGUGAUGAAUGUGGAAAACACUUCAGUCAGGGCUCAGCCCUGAUUCUUCAUCAAAGAAUCCACAGUGGGGAGAAACCGUAUGGAUGCGUUGAGUGUGGGAAAGCAUUCAGCAGAAGUUCCAUCCUUGUGCAGCACCAGAGAGUCCAUACUGGAGAAAAACCUUACAAAUGUCUUGAAUGUGGGAAAGCCUUUAGUCAGAAUUCUGGGCUUAUUAAUCACCAGAGAAUCCACACUGGGGAGAAACCUUAUGAAUGUGUUCAGUGUGGAAAAUCAUAUAGUCAAAGCUCAAACCUUUUUAGACAUCAAAGGAGACACAAUGCAGAAAAACUUCUGAAUGUUGUGAAAGUUUAAGAAAUUAGAAAAAAUUAAAUCAUCACUCAGGUCUUUUUCUUCAGAAAUGAAGACAAAAUGAAAACCAUGAAAUGAUACAGAAAAGCUUUUUUCCCUGUUGACUGGCAGAAAAUUCACUGGGAAAUACAAAAACAGAAAUCUCCAUUCACCGUUAUUAUUUUGUCUUGAAAGAAAUGGUGUCACAGCUGCCUAGACACUGAGAUCUUAAGCAAUUCAGGUGUUAAUACCUAAAUUUUCCAUGUGACAUUUAUAGUCUCUACAUCCCUCCCACCCCUCCCACCCCACCCCCAAACAAUGAACUACCUAAUUCUUUGUCCCUUUCUUAAAAUUUCCUUUUUCAGACAAAUGCUUUAUUUUUGUGUUGGUCAUUGAAUGUUUUGUGAGGAUACAUUCCUUUUUAACAUAAAAGGCAACAGAGGAAUUAUAAAAUUUGAAAACCUAUCUUCAAGCGUUUAAAACUUACCUCUGGAAUUUUACCGUUCCGUCUACUUUUGAGAAAAUAGAUGAUAAAAGAUGGCCAAAAGCCUCAAAGUAGAAUGAGCCUUCAGCUCUCAGAUGAGUGGUGGUAGUAGAACUUAAAAACUAAAGGGAAAGGUUAGGGAAGAUACAGAAAAUAUUUCUGCUGUGAUCACUGAAGUGAAUCAGUUUAAGUACAGUCAUCCUACAGGAAAACUCAAGGACUGCUUUUUUAGUUUGUGAGCAUCUUACUAAGGGAACCAUUUUCCUCUGUAAAACGAGACAAUUGUAAAGGUGAAAGGAAAACACUAAGGAAGGAUUUGUAGCAAAUGGCAGUGUCGAGAGGCAACUGUAAGGUUAAGGUCAUGGUAUGUCUUGGCCUUUAGAGGAAAACUCACAGCUCUAACCAUUAUAUUGCCUUUAUCCUUGUUAAGGACAGAAAAUUCCUUGACAGGUGGGCAGCAGGUAUCAGGUUUGCUAUUUUUAUUCCCUUGGUACAAAAGGGUUGAACACCGGGCUAAAAUAGCCAUGCAUUUAUUAUUAAGCAGCUUCUCCCGACAGUGAACCUUGCUAGGUACUGUAGCCCUUCCAUAAGUAGGUAGGCGUCUAUUCCACUGUGGGUCAUGAGGGUUGGUGUAAGGCUCUCUCAUGUGGUUAGCCUCAUUCCCCAUGGGCAUUCCCAGGUUACCUCUGAGAUUCUCAGAGCUGUAGGUCUCUUACCAGUGUGUUGGGUUUGAAUGGAGAGGACUCAACUGAGAGAGCCACCCAGCUCGCCAGCAUUCUUCAGAGGUGAGUUCAAGAUACACUCUUGCAGUUUGAAGGUUUAUGAAUCAUUAAAAAAAACUUUCUAGUAGCAUUUCGGUUGUGACUACAUGUUAAGUCAAAUGGACUGUUCUUUAAAAAUAACUAGGAUGUUAACAACUAGUUUAUUAACUGUCAGAAUUGAUUGAACCUUUUUUUUAAUUUACAGUCUUAACAUGUCUUUAAAAAAAUGUAUGAAAUACAUUGUAGUAAUAGGAUUAUAUGCCUUGGCUGAGAAUCCCAGGUACUGUGAUUCUGAUGUUUAAUGGAAAACUCCGGAAGUAAAAUAUUGGCUGUGAAAAGGGGAUUUUUUUGUGUGUGAGACAGGCAUUGUUACAUGGAAAAUGAUCCAUGCAAGUGCAAAUAUUUCAUAAUUCCAGAGAUUAGGGUUAUACCUGGUGCUUGGAUCAAAUUUUAAAAUGAAAAGUGAGGUUUGCAUGAGCCUGUUGAAAAACAGUAAUAAAUGCAAGGCCAGCUGGUGGAGGAGUGAAGCAGAGUGAACCUUGUUCAUAGAUUCUGAUAACAAUUAUAAGAAAUGUGCUUUAUAGAUUAAGAUUUAUUAAGUAUAAAUAUGUAGUAAUGAUAUAAUGUAUUUUUAAGUUAUACAAGAAAAUGUAGGGACUCUUUGGUCUUUCUUCUCUGUGGCUGAGAGGAAGCAAGUUAAUGUCCAAUAAAGCUGUAAACUCCUCUGCUGUAAGGUAAAGUGACCUAGAGUGGAUGGACUGAUUUAUUUAUGACUGGCUUCUUUCCAAGUAGGUUUUGAGGUGGUGCAUUGAAAGACAGACUGCUGGGAUGACAGAAUUCUUGUUUUAGUAGGUAAGAGGCAAGUAGCCAUUCAGGCGGGAAUGUCAGUGAUCUUAUAGCUUACCUGUAUGCAGGAAGCUUCUCUGGGAUAGAUUUGCUGCAAAUGCCAAAGGUGUUUGGUAAUGUCAAAGCACAGAAAAGUUAGCAUUAGAGUGGGCAAAUAUGCUCAGAUACCUGUGUGUUGGGAAGGAAGCUAAGACAGGCUCUGUGGGCAAAGGGAACUGGACCAGGAAACCUGGGUGUGAUAAACAGGAAAGGAAGUGAUGAGAUACAGACUUACCCCUCUUUUGCUAGACUAAAUAGGUCCUUGCUAGACAAAUUAGAUGUACGAAAACUCUUCAGUGAUUUAUGACUUCAUCCACACUUAUACCCACACAGAUCAUCAUCAUAAGUUUUGGAGGUGCCUAGUCUCUGAUGAAGUAGUCAUGUGGCAGGUGCCAAGCAGUGGCCUAACCACCUGUUUGAUUAGCAGAUGCAUAACUAUGUUAGGGCAUACACAUUGCUGAUAUACUGCCCAAUAUAAGCUGUUAGGUUGUUUAAGUCACACCCAAUUGACAUUUGGUCAUUUAGCAAUGUCUUACCUUUGUGUAAGCUUAGGGAAGGUUACUUGUAUUGAAAUAAUGUGCAUGUUAAGCUUUGGACUGGAAUACCUAAUAUCACCAAGAUUUGUAGACUAGAAAAACAAGAUUCAGACAUCAUGUGACUUGGAUGUGGCCACCUAGUCCUGUGAACUCCAAGGCCAGGGUUUUUGUUCACUGUGUCAUGGAUAAUGACUUAAAUCCUGUUUGGUAAGCACUACAUUUUUGUUUUACAGUUAACAAAGGAGAGCUAUUGUACAUACACAUUUGAGUUUUUCACAAUAUAGAAAAAAAAUGAAAAGGGGACAUUUUCUUCGUCAUAGAAAUGGUGGUAAUUUGGUUUAUUGUCCUUUGAGAUUUAGCUAUUACUUGUUUAAUCAAAAAUAUGUUAAUAGCUCACCCUAGGGUUGUAUACAGGCACAACUGAAGUGCUUGUCCAUGAAUUAAAAUUUAUUUUCAACCGUCACACGAAGUAGGUACAUACCUCCAACGUUCAUCUACUGCACUGAGACUUGCUUUCCCUCUGCAAAUGGAUGUAGACAUUUUUAUAGUUGCAUAGUAUCCCAUUGCAUGAAUAUAAUUGCAGUUCAUCUAACCAACACCAUAUUGAUGGAUUAUUAGGUUCUUUAUAGAUUAUAGGUAUGGUUAACAUCCAUAUACAUAACAUUUUACUACCUGUGUGGGUAUUUCUAUAAUAUAAAUAACUAGAAAUUGGUUUAUUGAGUCAGAGAAUGCCUCUUUGACAAUUGGGGAAAUACAGUGAAAAAUUACACCAUUUUGCAACUCUCUGCCGACACCCAUCAGUGCUGUGCAUCCUUCAGAUGCCUUGCCCAUCUUAUAGGCCAUUUUUUUUUUCCCACUUUUUUGUUGUGCCUUUGGUUAUUAGUAAGAAGGAACAUUGGCUAUUUUUAUGUUCUGUUGUGAUUGCUCUUGCCCAAUUUUUUUAAAUUAUGAGAGGAUAAACCACUGUGGUUCUCAUUAUACAAAACUUAAAAUGGACAAAUAUAAAAGUAGAGAGACCAUUUUCCCCAGGGCUUCUAGUUGCUUCCACUUCCCAGGUUGGCAUCCAUCCUAGAUGUUUUCACACAUUUCCAUAAGAAUAUGCAGAAACAUGGAUACAGUUUUUAAAUAAGAUUAUAUAUGAGUUUUAAGAUCUUUGUCUCAUAUUUUGUUCUUUAAAUUUAUUUAAUGAUUAAUGGGACUAAGUGGUAUGAAAAUACUAUUUCCUUCUUUUGCUGGUCUUUGCCAAAGUAAACAUCUUAUACAGAUGUCUUUGCACAUCUUUUGUGUAUUUUAGAUUGGAGUCCUAAAAGGUAUGUUGCGUUAAAAAAUGUUUACUGUUUGACACAUCCUCCUUAGUCUUCCAAAAGACAUGUAUACAUUCACCAACUAUAGAAAAUGCUACUUUCUUCACAUAGCCUUGCCUAUACUUGAUAGUCUUUAUCUGUUAGGCAAAAGGAGGAGAGGAAGAAAUAAAGAGACUGUCCUCAUUUUGCAUUUCCCAGAUGGUGAGGUUGGGGUUCUUUCUGUGUUUAUUGGUCAUUUAUUAUAAUUUCAUCAGGGAUUGUUUAUUCCUAUCUUUUACUGCCUUUGUACUGGGUUACAUGUGGGUUUCUGUUUGUUCCGCAUCUCUUCCCUCAUCUUUGGUAAGAAAACCCUUAUUUAUUGUGGUUAACCCAUUCCGUAUGGCUUAGGUGAGCACAUGACCAGGCCUGGCCUCCUGAGUCCCACAGCACCCGAGCCACGCUGAUUAAAGAACAGGCAUGUAAUUUAGCAGGCUAAGGAGAGCCCUCAACAGUACUGCUGGGACUACUGGAAAGAAGGCUUUGCGGAGACCCCAGAAACCAAGGGCAGUGGAAGCCUGACUUGCACCGGUUGGAGAAAGUCUAGCUGAGGAGAAACUCAGAGGCUGGCAAAAAUGGUGAGAAAACUUAAGUUCUGAUGUCAUUUUCUGGAGGCCCUAGAUCCAGCUGUGCCUAAAGCCUGCCCUACCUCUGGACUUUAAAGUUUUGUGAGCCAAUAAAGUCCCUUUCUUGUCUAAGAUAAUUGGAUUUGGCUUCGAUCCUGAUUAAUAUAGGUUAUUUGUAUUUUCUUAUUGAUUUGUAGAAAACAUUUGUAAUUUUAAAUUCUAGACUUAUAUUUCAUGCAUUAUAUAAGUUAAUAAAAUUAGCACGGCCUUCCAUGA
Molecule: messenger RNA, 6196 nt
Organism: Nannospalax galili (Upper Galilee mountains blind mole rat)
Lineage: Eukaryota; Metazoa; Chordata; Mammalia; Rodentia; Spalacidae
Gene: Znf24
Product: zinc finger protein 24
Exons: 4
Coding region: 266-1372 (368 amino acids)
Biological process (GO): regulation of transcription by RNA polymerase II
Molecular function (GO): RNA polymerase II cis-regulatory region sequence-specific DNA binding; DNA-binding transcription factor activity, RNA polymerase II-specific
Source: RefSeq, a predicted model, not a curated record